UCGCUUCCCCUUCCUCUGCGUCCUCCGGACCUCCGCUCUGGCGGGGGCCUUGGGACAGUCAGGUGCCCCGGUCCGUCUCGGGUGCGCACAGCAGCUCCGAAGACGCCCCUGCGGGGCCCCGUGCGGGGCUGGGGCCUUCCGAGCAGCGUUGGGCGCGGCCAUUCCAGCCGGGGUCCGAGCUGUCAGCCUCUCCGAGCCCGUAUUGGAGGAGACGGGACUCAGCUAGCGCAGGCUCCAGCCGUUACGAGCGUCCAGCUGCCAACUUUCUGCCCGGAUCUGUCUCCUCAUUUCUCCGGUCUCCUAAGACCAAAGCCCUCGGGGUAUGUAACAGCCAUGCCUGUGGACGCACUGACUCCGGGAGCCCGGGACGCCCCUGCCCUACCUUUCCGCCUGCGGACCAAAGUCCCCGGCUACCUGCUGCGGCGGCCAGCAGAUGGUGGAGCCCGGAAACCCAGCGCUGUGGAGCGCCUGGAGGCCGACAAGGCCAAGUACGUCAAGAGCCUGCAUGUGGCCAACACUCGCCAGGAACCUGUGCAGCCGCUGCUGUCCAAACAGCCACUCUUCAGCCCUGGGACUCGCCGCACCGUGCUCACACCUAGCCGCCGAGUCCUGCCUGGCCCUGGCCGCCGGCCCCAGCUGGACUUGGACAUCCUCAGCAGCCUCAUCGACUUGUGUGAUAGUCCUGCGUCCCCUGCCGAGGCCGGCCGUACCCCUGGACGGACAGAGGGAGCCCACCAGGCGCCCCCAGCCACCCCCCCACGCCCACCCCCCAGCACUUCUGCGGUGCGCCGCGUGGACGUCCGUCCCUUGCCUGCCUCGCCUGCCCAGCCCUGCCCAUCGCCAGGCACCACCACUGCCUCCAGCCCAGCUCGGCCCCCAGGUUUGCAACGCUCUAAGUCGGAUUUGAGCGAGCGUUUCUCACGGGCAGCAGCUGAUCUUGAGCGAUUUUUUAACUUCUGCGGCCUGGACCCGGAGGAGGCACGGGGGCUGGGAGUGGCGCACCUGGCGCGGGCCAGCUCAGACAUCGUGUCCCUGGCCGGACCCAGUGCGGGGCCCGGCAGCUCUGAGGGGGACUGCUCCCGCCGCAGCUCUGCCACUGUCGAGGAGCGCGCGCGGGAGCGGGAGCGCGUCCCCUAUGGCGUGUCGGUGGUAGAGCGUAACGCCCGCGUGAUCAAGUGGCUGUACGGGUUGCGGCAGGCGCGCGACACCCCAGCGGCUGAGGGCUAGGCUUCCCCUGGCCGCGGCAUUUGCCACGGACAGAUCUUAGAGAGGCAGCUUAGCCCCUUGACCUCUUCUGCAUCCAUUUGCUGGCAUGGGACAGACCAGAGGCUGGGGCCUUGUGUGAACUUGGCAUGGAGGCAGAGCCUCAGAGGCGGGACCGGCAUCCACCCGGCAAGGACUGACCCCUGAGAGGGUUGCCUCUUGACCUUGGGCCACCCUCUGCCCUUCACGUGUAGAGGUUUUGACAUGAGUCCUGCUUGGUUCUUCUUGGGGGUUUGGGUUUGGGGCACUUAGCCUUCUCCACCGAGAGGGAGGGGCCGAAGGAUCUUACUAGGCCUAAUGGUUCUGUUUCCUUCUUCCUUGGUCUCUGACCUUGGCUGACUUCCUCUUCCUCUCCCAGUGGGCCCCCCGGUUCCCUGGAACUUACUCUGGGUGGGGGCAGGGCCUUGGCAGCCUGGCUCAGGUGGGUAGACUAUGGGAGGGACUGAUAGGGGCCUGUACAGCUGACUUCCCCCCUUUUGGUUAAUAAACACAGAUGCAUCUUUUUCAAA
Messenger RNA from Hyaena hyaena (striped hyena), 1772 nucleotides. It is a transcript of the gene FAM110A, whose product is annotated as family with sequence similarity 110 member A. Bases 334 to 1227 code for a protein of 297 amino acids. Lineage: Eukaryota; Metazoa; Chordata; Mammalia; Carnivora; Hyaenidae. The transcript is spliced from 2 exons. The record is from RefSeq and is a predicted model, not a curated record.